Molecule: messenger RNA, 9119 nt
Organism: Ictalurus punctatus (channel catfish)
Lineage: Eukaryota; Metazoa; Chordata; Actinopteri; Siluriformes; Ictaluridae
Gene: zswim8
Product: zinc finger, SWIM-type containing 8
Exons: 26
Coding region: 1866-7688 (1940 amino acids)
Cellular component (GO): Cul2-RING ubiquitin ligase complex
Molecular function (GO): zinc ion binding
Source: RefSeq, a predicted model, not a curated record
UUUUGAUUGCAACUGUAGAUCUAUCUAUACCUUUAAGCAUUAUGACUACACCUUUAACAGUGUUGUUGUAAACGGAGAUCAGCUGAUGGAGGAAACACACGCCCCAUGGUGAAGCGUCGGAGCACAGAGCCAUCAUUUUCCACACAGUGAGAGAGAGAGAGAGAGAGAAAGAGAGAGAGAGAGAGAAAGAAAAGGAAAGGAAAGGAAAGGAAAGGAAAUCUGGAGAGCUCGGCUCAUAUAGGUGGUAUUUCGGAUUUGGAUCAAUCAGGAGUCGUGGUAGGAACAGAAUUUGGAGCCGAGGACUGAGAAACCGGUUGUGGAUCGCGGAAGCAAAACAGUACCAUGUUAUUGUAGGAAGAAUUAUGAGAGGUCUGUGGGAGUGCAAGCAAAAAUACAGCGCUAGCUAGCUGUAGGUGCCGGUGAACAAAUGUCAAGCCUGUGCUGCACGGUGGAUCGUUUCGGGCACAUCGUCGUGAAGCUUCUCUAACUUACAUUUUGGAUAGGCAAUCACAAAAUGACCGAAUAAACAAACAGCAGCGCGCGUGCAUUCUGGUGUUUAGACUCGGAUUAAGGCUCAAGUGUUGUCAUGGCUUGUCAAUAUUAAAAUCGCGCUGAAUUGAAUAAACAGCGCUUGUUUCUUUUCAAAGAUAAAAAUGUGCAGCAUUAGCCAGUGAUGUUAGUUCGCGUUGUCUCUGGACGUCUUUGUAGCCAAAUCGGAUUAGCCUCAAAACUAUUUUGCUAGCCGCGAACGAGUCGCGAGCAAAAAAAAAAAAAAAAAAAAAAAACUAGCUAAGCUAGUCGCUAGGAGUUAGCUAGGUCGCUAGCUUAGCUGUUCGUUCGGUUUUGCCUGAACUGUAAAACAACAUACAAGUAAUUUUAAGUAAAGAAAAUGGACUAGUUGUUUUAAUUCGUCAGUGUCUACAUCGAUGAUAGGCCGGCGUGUUGUUACAGUAAGAGUGUGUUGUUGUUUUUACCGGUCGCUUGAUGUUUGGUUAGCUUGUCUUUCAGCUAGCUAGGUUUGCUAGCCGGCAUCAGGGUAGCUUUUGUGGAGCACAAACAGAGUCGCUCAGCUGGUUUCGGGGGAUAAGGAGAGAAGGAAGGAAGGAAGGAAAAAUUGCAAGUUAGAAUAACUUCGCAAUGAGUUUGAUCGUGUCUGAAUAUUUAUCACAACACUAGCUACUCAAUGUCAUAACGGCAGCAUAAAGCAAUAUAUGGAGUUUUCAGUGGACAAUUUGUGCCUUGCAAAAAAAGAAAAACAAGCACCAAGGUCUAACAAAAAGAAACUUGGAGUGUUCGAGCAUUAAAAAUCAAACUCACGAGUUGAGUUUAAAUUUAUCUAGGUUAUCAGAAAUGUCAUCGCUUUUUCGGAAAGGUUAGAAAGUGUUAUUUUGUGCAUCUUUGAGUUUAGUUCUGCGCCUUACAGAUCAAUGUUUAAUUUUUCGUGGCCUCGUGCUUUUGGGAUAUAUUCAAGAAGCAGUCCUGAUUUCGACAUCAUUAAAAGUGGGAACACAUUCCGAAAAACAUGGACUAACUUUCCAUGACGAUGCCUGAAGAUCAUAUCUGACUGAUAUUAGUGAAUGGAGGUAGCUUUGAUGCACCGUGUGUGUUGUCACCGUAAACAGGCGUCGAAAAAGAAGUGUGCUUCUAGUUGAGAGACUUUGGGCGAGUUGCUCUUUGCUGUGUUUUGAUUCACUUCAGUUCCCCCUCCCCCAAGCUACAAGUUGGCCCAGUGGAAGUGCUCUUCUUCGCCCAUGCACUCAGUCUGCACUCUGUGUAGGUCAGCUGUGCGAGCUGAACUCUCCGAACCCUGAGCUGCAACUGACUCGAAGGCUUCAGCUUUUUCACCCUCACCACCAGCCAAUGUGAUGGAACUGAUGUUCGCAGAGUGGGAAGACGGAGAGAGGUUCUCCUUCGAGGACUCGGACCGCUUCGAGGAGGAUUCCCUUUGCUCCUUCAUCUCGGAGGCAGAGAGCCUGUGCCAGAAUUGGAGAGGAUGGAGAAAACAGUCCGCUGGUCCAAAUUCACCUACUGUUAAGAUUAAAGAUGGACAGGUCAUCCCUCUGGUAGAGCUAUCAGCCAAGCAAGUGGCAUUCCAUAUCCCAUUUGAGGUGGUGGAGAAAGUUUAUCCUCCUGUUCCUGAGCAACUUCAGCUUCGCAUCGCCUACUGGAGCUUUCCUGAAAAUGAGGAGGAUAUCAGGUUGUACUCCUGCUUGGCCAAUGGGAGCCCUGAUGAGUUCCAGCGUGGAGAGCAGCUCUAUCGGGUGAGAGCUGUGAAAGAUCCCCUGCAGAUAGGUUUCCAUCUCAGUGCCACUGUCCUCUCACCCCAAGCGGGCCAGUCAAAGGGCGCCUACAAUGUGGCAGUCAUGUUUGACCGUUGCCGCAUCACUUCCUGCAGCUGUACCUGUGGAGCUGGGGCCAAAUGGUGCGCUCACGUGGUGGCGCUCUGCCUCUUCAGGAUUCACAAUGCAUCUGCUGUGUGCUUGCGAGCCCCUGUAUCAGAAUCCCUGUCCAGACUGCAGAGGGACCAACUGCAGAAAUUUGCACAAUAUCUCAUUAGUGAGCUUCCACAGCAGAUCUUACCCACAGCCCAGCGUCUCUUGGAUGAACUUCUGUCCUCACAGUCCACCGCAAUUAACACAGUGUGUGGAGCUCCAGACCCUACCGCUGGGCCUUCAGCUUCAGACCAAAGCACCUGGUACCUGGAUGAAUCCACCCUCAGUGACAACAUUAAGAAGACACUGCACAAGUUCUGUGGCCCUUCCCCUGUAGUGUUCAGUGAUGUGAACUCCAUGUAUCUUUCCUCCACUGAGCCCCCAGCUGCAGCAGAGUGGGCCUGCUUACUGAGGCCACUGAGGGGCAGAGAGCCAGAGGGCAUCUGGAACCUUCUGUCCAUUGUCAGGGAGAUGUUCAAGAGGAGAGACAGCAAUGCUGCACCACUUUUGGAAAUCCUCACUGAACAGUGCCUCACUUAUGAACAAAUCAUUGGUUGGUGGUACAGUGUGAGGACAUCUGCAUCUCACAGCAGUGCCAGCGGACAUACCGGCCGCAGUAAUGGGCAGACGGAGGUAGCUGCUCACGCCUGCGCCAGCAUGUGUGAUGAAAUGGUGGUGCUCUGGAGGCUGGCUGUGCUCGACCCCACCAUGAGCCCCCAGAGGCGUUUGGAGCUUGCUGCCCAGCUCAAGCAGUGGCACCUUAAAGUGAUUGAGAUUGUGAAGCGGGGACAGCACCGCAAGUCUCUGGACAAACUCUUCCAGGGUUUCAAACCGGCUGUUGAGUCUUGUUACUUCAACUGGGAAGUGGCAUACCCUCUGCCUGGCAUUACCUACUGCAGUGCAGACAAAAAGAGUGCUUCCUUUGGCUGGGCACGGGCAGCGCAGCCACAGAGAGGGGCCAAAGCAGGGACGAGUGGGGAACCUCUGGAGCCUGGGGGAGGAGGAGGAGGAGGACGUGGUGGGGGAUCUGAAUCUGGAGCUUCAGAACACAAAUCACGUGGCAGCUCCCACCCACCCCAGCAGGAGGUGGCCGUGAGGCCUAAAGAGACCAUUGUGAGCAAAAGAAAAGCCAUUUCUGGAGUGAACAGUGGAGGGAUGUUGGUGCGUUUAGGUGGGGGUAUGUCUCUAUCCAUAGAGGAAAGCGCAAAAGGUGCGUAUAAAGCUUGCAGCUCUUCGUUGUCUUCUAGCAGCAAAGGCAAGCUAACGCAGACUGGUAAGAGUUCGUGUGGAGGUUCGAGCUCUGCUGGUGGGAAGCAUCCAAGUGCUAAACGCCGCACUAGCAGUGAGGACAGCUCUUUGGAGCCUGAUAUGGCUGAGCUGAGCCUUGAUGACGGCUCUAGUCUGGCAUUGGGAGCAGAGGCGAGCAACACUUUUGACUUCUUGCCUCCACCCCCUGAGAUGCUGCCCUCUCCCAGCUCUCUGCUCAGAGAGCCACGGAAGUACAACAGCAGUAGUGGUGGUGGCAACAUCAUAAAGGAGCGAGCGUUUGAAGGUAAACGUGGCAUCCAUGCAGCAAUACCACUGGCUUCUGAAGCCCCUCAGUGCUUCCCCAAAGAAGGCCCAAUGGCAGUAGCAGUGGAGAAAGAGGUGGACGUAGAGGCAGAACUUGAGGAAAAUGGAGGAGAUGAAGAGUCAGUAGAGGAUGCUCUCCCGUCUAUAUCAGCUAUGGUCACAGCAAAACCUUCUCGAAGUCGAAGAGAGGGAGAAGGAAGCAAUGCAGCAGGGACGUCUGGACCCCAGAUCCCAGAGGCAGCAGCUGGUGUAGACCCAGUUGGCGAGGACGAUUACCAGGCGUACUAUCUCAGUGCAGCCUCUGAAGAGGGAGCUGAGAGAGGUGUGCCAGACAGCAACCUUGAGGAAGAACCAGACAUCUUUGCUGGAAUCAAACCUCUGGAGCAGGAAGGUCAGAUGGAGGUGCUGUUUGCCUGUGCAGAGGCUCUGUAUGCUCAUGGUUACAGUAAUGAAGCAUGUCGUCUGGCAGUGGAGCUAGCGAGAGAUCUCCUGGCCAACCCUCCUGACCUCAAAGUGGAGCAGCCACAGACAAAGGGUAAGAAGAGUAAGGUGUCGACCAGCAGACAGACACAAGUGGCAACCAAGACUCUUUCCAAGGCAGCCUUUCUGCUCACAGUGCUGAGUGAGAGACUGGAGUUUCAUAACCUAGCCUUCAGUACUGGCAUGUUUUCAUUGGAACUUCAGAGACCUCCAGCUUCCACCAAGGCCCUGGAGGUGAAGCUGGCAUAUCAGGAGUCUGAGGUGGUUGCUCUGCUGAAGAAGAUUCCUCUGGGUCUUGUGGAGAUGACUGCUAUAAGGGACAGAGCUGAGCAGUUACGUGACGGAAACUUCUGUGAUUAUCGGCCAGUUCUGCCCCUAAUGCUAGCCAGUUUUAUUUUUGAUGUUUUAUGCACUCCGGUGGUCUCUCCCACGGGUUCACGUCCACCUAGUCGUAACCGUAACAACGAGAUGCCAGGUGAUGAGGAACUGGGCUUUGAGGCUGCUGUUGCUGCUCUAGGUAUGAAGACUACAGUUAGCGAGGCAGAGCACCCUUUGCUGUGUGAGGGCACUAGGAGGGAGAAAGGAGACCUCGCUUUGGCUCUUAUGAUCACCUACAAGGAUGACCAGAGCAAGCUGAAAAAGAUUCUAGACAAGCUUCUUGACCGUGAGAGUCAGACCCAUAAGCCCCAGACUCUCAGCUCGUUCUACUCGAGUAAGCCAGCCACAGGUAGCCAGAAGAGCCCAUCCAAACAUGCGGCACAUGGAAGCAGUUCCACCAGUGUGUCCAAACAUGCCGCGCCGGCUACGACAGGAGGUUCCACCUCUGUGCAAGGUGUUUCCGGUGGUGGGGCGGCUGGGCAGCAAGGUGGGCUGACGGGCACUCGGGUUCAGGGCACGGCAUCAGGUGAGGCAGUCAGCGAGAGCCGAGAGCAAGAUGGAGCUCCGUCAUCCUCGUGUGAGCAGCAGAAUGAGGUGGCUUCUUUUAAGCCCGAGGGCACGGUGCCCAGCCGCUUGGCACUCGGUGGCCGUGGAGCCUAUGGAUCACGCUGCUGGGGCUCACCUGUACGGCAGAAAAAGAAGCACACGGGCAUGGCAAGCAUUGACAGCAGUGCUCCUGAGACCACCUCUGAUAGCUCCCCCACACUCAGUCGUCGUCCACUGAGAGGAGGAUGGGCAGCGUCUUCUUGGGGGAGGGGUCAAGACAGUGACAGCAUCAGCAGUUCAUCUUCUGAUUCAUUGGGCUCCUCUUCAUCCAGUGGGUCGCGCAGAGCUGGAGGAGGAGCCAGAGCCAAGAGCACUGACACCAGCAGGUAUAAAGGGCGUCGCCCUGAAUGCCACGCUCCACAUGUGCCCAACCAGCCAUCAGAGGCAGCAGCUCACUUCUACUUUGAACUAGCCAAGACUGUCCUGGUAAAGGCUGGAGGCAACAGCUCGACCUCCAUCUUUACUCAGCCUUCUGCUAGUGGGGGCCACCAGGGGCCUCACCGCAACCUGCACCUGUGUGCCUUCGAGAUCGGCCUGUAUGCCUUGGGCUUGCAUAACUUUGUGUCUCCCAACUGGCUAUCUAGGACGUACUCAUCUCAUGUGUCCUGGAUCACAGGCCAAGCCAUGGAGAUUGGUAGUGCUGCUCUUAACAUCCUUGUGGAGUGUUGGGAUGGCCAUCUCACUCCUCCUGAAGUGGCGUCACUGGCAGACCGGGCAUCACGGGCCCGAGACCCCAACAUGGUACGAGCUGCAGCUGAACUCGCACUGAGCUGUCUACCUCAUGCUCAUGCCCUAAACCCCAACGAGAUCCAGAGGGCACUGGUGCAGUGCAAAGAACAGGAUAAUCUGAUGCUGGAGAAGGCGUGCAUGGCAGUAGAGGAGGCAGCAAAAGGAGGAGGUGUGUACCCUGAGGUAUUGUUUGAGGUGGCCCAUCAGUGGUACUGGCUGUAUGAGCAGACGGUGGGUGGAGUUUCUUCAGCACAGAGGGAGGGGUCAAGCCGAUGUGGGGCAAACGGGGGAGUGGCUCGGAGACCUCCGGAAGGGAGCUGCGGUGUAUUGGAGAGCACCGUGGCCUUGGACUCUGCCGGCGUAGCAGCUGUUACUGCGGCGGUCAGUGCAGCCACUGUCGUGCCAGUCAUAUCAGUGGGCUCCACCCUUUACCAGUCGCACACACUGCCGGGCACAGCCAUGGCCCAUACGCCAGGUCUGCACCCCUAUACCACUAUCCAAGCCCAUCUGCCUACUGUCUGCACCCAGCAGUACCUGGGCCAUCAAAUCCAGCACGUCCCCCGACCUACCGUCUUCCCUGUGUCCGGUUCUGCAUAUCCACAGUACGGUUUAGGAGCUUUCUGUGUCUCUCAGGGAAUGCAUCCUGCCUUUAUUGGUGCGCAGUACCCUUUCUCGGUAGCCUCCGGGCCGCAUCCCCCCAUGGCAGCAACAGCAGUCACUUUCCCCGGAGUCCCCGUACCGUCCAUGACUCAGAUUGCUGUCCACCCCUACCACACCGCCGAGGCGGGGUUACCCCUCAGUACUACUGUGGCAGUCGGUGGGGUUCACUCAGGCUCCACCAUCCAGGCCAUUCAGGGGACAUCUCUUCCUGGCCUUUCUUCUCAGCCACCUUCAUUGGUCAGUGCGCCGUUCCCCAUGGAAGAUGAUCAGCACAAUCAGCCUGUCAGCCAGCAGGGGCUGCAUUACCUGCACUCGGCCUACAGAGUUGGUAUGCUGGCCCUAGAGAUGCUGGGUAGGAGAGCUCACAACGACCAUCCUAACAACUUCUCCCGCAGCCCUCCGUACACAGAGGAUGUGAAAUGGCUGCUAGGCCUCGCUGCGCGACUAGGUGUGAAUUACGUGUAUCAGUUCUGUGUGGGGGCUUCCAAAGGUGUGCUGAGUCCAUUCGUGCUGCAGGAGAUCAUUAUGGAGGCUCUGCAGAGGCUGAAUCCUGCCCACAUUCACGCUCACCUCCGCACUCCUGCCUUCCACCAGCUCGUGCAGCGCUGCCAGCAAGCCUACCUACAGUACAUCAACUAUCGGCUGAUCCACCUGACCCCGGCAGACUAUGACGACUUUGUAAACAUAAUUCGAAGUGCCCGCGGAGCGUUCUGUCUCACCCCGAUGGGCAUGAUGCAGUUCAACGAUGUCCUGCAGACCCUGAAGAGGGGGAAACAGACCAAGGAGCUGUGGCAGCGGAUCUCUCUGGAGAUGGCGACGUUUUCACCCUGAGUGCUCCACACUCCAGCAGGCACUGACUGACUGAACUGCAGCUCGAUCCAGAGCUCAGCCCAAGCCUAGUGUGAGUCACAGCGCCCCCUGCAGAGUCCAGAUCCAUCACUGGCAGCACAAUCAGUCCCCCUCGUGGUCCCGUAUUACUCCAGGAUGUGCAAUCUUGUGGAGUUUUCAGAGACAUGGGAAGAACUCGUGUUAAAAGGAUCCUUCCCUUAUUAUCGAACCCAUUGUCUCGUCUGAUUGUUUUUUUUUUGUUUUUUGUUUUUUUUUUUGGUGUGUGUGACGUUGAGUAACUUAUGACUAGUGUUUCAUCUUAAAAUCUGUCUUUUUUUUUUUUUUUUCCUCCUCUUUUCACUCUGUUGAUGCUCUGCUUCACUGAGUUUUAAUUGUAUGGUUAGUAAAAGACAAUGUUAUUUUUUUUCUUCAUUAGUUUAGUUGUUGUUUAUUGAUUCAGAUUUGAAUGAAAACUAAAUGUCAGACUCAUACUGCAACAUUCCUCUGCUUUUGGAGGAGUGAGCCUCCACCGGGCAUAAAGGAUUACAGCGUUGGAUACUCCAUAUAUGAACGAGGGAAGAACAUCCUUUAUUAAGAUAAGUAAACGGACAUUUAAUAGGAAACAAUAAUCAAGUACGGGUGAGGAUUCUUCUACGUUUUGUUUUAUUCUUCGUUUGUUUUUUUUUUUUAUAUUUUGUAUAGUGCGUGUGUGUGUGUGUGUGUGUGUGUGUGUGUGUGUGUGUGUGUGUGUGUGUGUGUGCGUGCGUGCAGAGAACAGUUUGAGGAAUGAAAGUGACUGCUAUCUGAGUUCUCUUUUCCAGCUGGCUGUUGGUGGCGAGGGCUUGAGGUUUUGGAACACAGAAGUUUGGCUGGACCAAAUGAUUUUUUUUUUUUUUUUUAAAACCUACAUGACUUUUCAGAAUCUAUCUAUUACAAGUCCACCGCCGCCAGGCUCUCGUCCUCCCACUCUUUUCCCCCAACGUUAAACUUCACGGAUAUUUUGUUCUUGUUUUCUGUGCAUGUGUAUUUAUCAUCAAAUGUCGAUGUGCAUACACAGGCAAAAGCAGUAUUCUCCUUUUAUCUCGGUUCUCAUUCAUGUCCGUCUCUCUGAAACAGACGCACACUUUCGAUGUUAAUGUAGAGAGGUGGUCCACUGCCAGGUUCCUGUGUUUCCAGCCUCAAGUCCGGCGCCCACUUUGGAGCUCACUAGUAGGGAAUGAUUGUAGAAAUUGUACUGUGAUAUUUUUGUAUUCUUCAAAGUGUAGCUUGAUUGGGAAGAAGAUAUAUAAAUAUAUAAAUAUAUAUGAAUAUAUAAACUGUGCUGAUUGCAAAUGGUUGUAAUCUAGACUAAAGGAAAAAAAAAGAAAAUGGAACAGACAAAAAGCAAUAUUGAAAAUGUAGAGUUUACUUAAUAAAGAUAACUCAAAACACUAA